Cyclocybe aegerita is the source of this 1338-nucleotide messenger RNA. The record is from the annotation of a GenBank genome assembly. Lineage: Eukaryota; Fungi; Basidiomycota; Agaricomycetes; Agaricales; Hemipholiotaceae.
AUGGCCCCAGAUUAUGCAACAAAUCGAAUCCCAGUCAUCAUUGACACGGAUCCCGGCGUCGAUGAUAUCAUUGCAAUGUUCGUCCCUAUUUUCACUCUGCAGUUCCGUGAACCUAAUGCAUCGACCAGCCUCCUAGCCAUCGCAUCGCCUGAGUUGGACAUCCUAGCUUACAGCAUUUCCUAUGGCAAUACGGACAUAGAAUCAUCUUGGUCAAAUGUCUCCAAAGCUUAUCGCGCUAUUGAUCUUCAUUUGAAGAGCAACCCGUCGGACAAGGCCCGAUUUCCCAACUUUGACGCGAAACGGAGACCCCUCUUGGCUAGAGGACCCUCUGGACCCCUCGAAGGGGAACUCCACAGUGCGGAAUAUUUCCAUGGCAGGUCGUUAGCAGAGCUUUUUGGAAGAGAUGGGCUAGGCGAUAUCGGCAUUCGUCAUCCUGAGUUAUCCCUGGAAGCUUCCCUCGAUACACACCCGUACUUUCAGGUGUCAAGUCAAUCUGGCGUCGGCAUUGCCCUCGAUAUCCUUCGUUCUUACCCCGCCAGGAGCGUGACUUAUAUUGCUUUGGGGCCUCUUACGAACUUGGCUUUAAUGAUGCGUAAAGAUAGUCAGCUAGUGACUGACCGCGUCGGAAGGAUCGUCUGCAUGGGGGGUGCACUAGAUGUUCCAGGCAACACCAGUCCUGUUGCUGAGUUUAAUUUCUUUGCUGACCCUUACGCAGUGAAAGAGCUCCUGUCUACGCCUCUGCAUAGAGGACUGCCAUUAGACCGCUUUCUCAUGCUCCCACUUGACAUUACGACACCUCACGAACUUCCAUUCGAUAUUUAUCAAAAGGAGGUUGACCCUACAUUCGAGAACACAAACACACCGUCUAAUGCCAAGGGGAAAUCUCCGCUGACGCAUUUCACAAGUUCUUUCCUUGAAAGGACCAGGGAAAUUAUGCUACAGUUCGGGAAAGACGCAAUGGAACUCCAUGACAUCGUUGCCGUCUGGUGUGCAAUCGAGAACCCACCAUUUCCAGAUACAGUGCCGAUGGCGCUUGCCCCGGGAUGGGAGGGAGCGCGUCGUGAGUUCCAGAUUGAGAGAACUGGGGAAAUAACUCGCGGCAUGCUGGUUACCGAUCGACGAGAGGACGAAUCAGCUUACCCUCUGGGUACCAAUCGGUCUGAAGCUCAGAGAGACCCCAGUGAAGACCACCACCACAUUGGAUAUCCUGUCUCAAACAAAGCCAAUGGCGCUGUCUGUGACGAACUUUCGGGGGUUCUAUGUAUAAACAGGACGCCAGGUCCUGCGGUAUUGUUGAAGUUAUUGUUGCACAGAGUCUGGGGCCGCAUGGUUGCUUGA